This is a messenger RNA of Notolabrus celidotus (New Zealand spotty), 5118 nucleotides long. It is a transcript of the gene msantd2, whose product is annotated as myb/SANT-like DNA-binding domain-containing protein 2. NCBI's taxonomy places the organism in Eukaryota, Metazoa, Chordata, Actinopteri, Labriformes, Labridae. The coding region runs from base 183 to 1829 and encodes 548 amino acids. The transcript has 4 exons. The record is from RefSeq and is a predicted model, not a curated record.
UAUCUGAGUCUACAGCAGCUUGUUUCUUUCUUUGUUGGCUAGUUUCUUUGUAUUUUUGACCUGAAAGCCAUCUAGUAUUUACCUCAGCAUCCCAUCGAGUCCACGCCGUAUUUUUCUCCAUGCCUCUGGUUUAAAGCCCCGCACGUCACCCUCCACCCCCUCCCCUUAGCAACAGAGCCAACAUGGCGGCGUCCAGCACCGCGGAGCAUUCUCCGGAGAUAACGACGCCGUUAAAGAUCCCGAAAACCGAGGUGCCAUCCCCCGAGUCCGAGGAUUUGAGUGACAGCAAUCAAUACCACUCCAACCCCUCCACCCCGAACCGCUUCUCCCCUCUGAACGUGGGCUCGGGGUCCGCGGGCCGGACGGCGGCCUCAUCCUCCAACAGCUUCACGGCGUGCCGGGGGAUGUCGUGGACCCCGUCCGAGACUAACGCCCUCAUCGCGGUGUGGGGCAACGAGCGGCUGACGGAGGCGCGGAUGCAGCAGCUGGAGGUGGCGGGCACCGUGUUCUCCGGUAAGGCCCCCGGUCCUGCCAUGUACGAGCGGGUGUCCAGAGCCCUGUCCGAGCUGGGGUAUGAGAGGACCCCGUCCCAGUGCAGGGAGAGGAUGAAGACUCUGCGGCGCUGCUACAGCCGGGUGAAGGAGCACGGCAUCGGGAAGAGGAAGAGCAGCUACACCAUUGAGCAGCUGGAGAAAGUGUUCGGUCAGGGAGGCUGGGACUCUCAGAGCUGUGCCCCUGUGCUGAUCAACAGCAGCGGGCUCUAUCAGGAGAUGGAGUCUGAUGGCAGCACGCUGGAGGACUUCUCCCAGGAGGACUGGUGCAACCAGGUGCUGGACUCAGCCUUCCAGGAGGGGGACAUGGAGACAGAAGAAAUCCAGAUGCCUAAACACAGAGUGCUGCAGAUCCAAGCUGAGCUAUCAGAACAAACACAAAAAAGGGACAUGAUGCAGACUGUGGUGCGUAUUCUGGAGUCGGUGCAGCUGAAAUGGGAGCACUUCCAAACAUGGACUGAGUUCUCACGGCUGCAUCUCUCAAACAAACUGGCAAUCUUCGGCGUGGGCUAUAACACGCGCUGGCGAGAGGACGUGCGGUACCACUAUGCUGAGAUCAGCUCGCAAGUUCCUCUAGGGAAGAGACUCCGUGAGUACUUCAAUCCAGAGAAACCUGAGGGCCGCAUCAUCAUGACCAAAGUUCAGAAGAUGAACUGGAAGAAUGUUUACUACAAGUUUCUGGACAUUACGAUCAGCGAGGCACGCUGCCUGGAGCUGCACAUGGAGGUGGACUGGGUCCCCGUGUCCCUGUCCAGGGCUGCCGGCUGCAGCAGAGGAACAUGCCACUACCUCCUCCCUGGGGAAAUCCCCAAGACCUACGGACUCUAUGCUAUUGGUUACAAGAAAGAGGAGGACGCCGCUCACUUCUCUCCUCAGUGUGACAGUGAAGAUGUUAGCUUACCUCAGUGCAAAUCAGAAAACGGCGUGCAGCAGCAGGCUGAUGGAGAAGGUGCAGGGAGAGGAGACAGAACUGGAGUUAGAGUCACAUACUGUUACCUGGGGAUAGCUGAGGAUAGGACCAUUCAGCAGUGUCUCUUCCAGCACUUUCAGGGUCCUGGCAAAAACUACAUCCACGGAGAACCCUCAGCCGUGACCUGUUUUCUGCAGGAGAGCUGCAGCCUGAGUCGAGAUGGUGAGGAAAACUCAUCUCAACGUUUUGCUAUUUACAUCAAAUUCAUAGAGGUGGAGCUGGACUUCCUCUCUGCAGGCUCCUUGGUGGAGUGUCUGGAGACUGCUGUUGGAUAUUCCUUGAAAUACAACAACAAAGACUCACUGUAGACUGCACUUAGUGUUCAUGCUUAACAUGUCACAGCCAGUGAACAACAUGACAGAUGGUACACUGUCUGCUGCAUGGAUGUGUGGCUUUUUUCCAGACUUCAAUGAAUGACUGUGCACAAUAUGGUUAAUUAUUGUGCAGAAAUAAGGGAACAGUGGCUUCAGUAUUACAGAGCUGCAGCCUCUAAGAAGUAUGUAUUAUUAUUUUCAGCUAAUGUGCACUACAAAGGUUUCUGCUGCUUGUUUGGUGUAGAUACAUGUUUCCUCAUCAGGGACUGUUGGGCUUGGAAAGGGGACUACUGCAGUAUGCAUCUGUCUACCUCAGUAGGAUGUAGCAAGCAAGGCAGCAAGGGGACCAUAGUGUGUAUUUAUUCUGAAACUGCCUUUUACUUUGACUGUUGAGGUCAGGACCUGAAUCCACAGAGUAAUGAGGAGAAUGGCUGAGUUAUGCCUUAUGAUUUGCACGUAUGACUAUCCUGCAGCCAGGGAUGCUCCAAAGCUGAUAGGGAUGGAAAAGCAAAGCAACAGUGUUGUGCAGAUCAUACUUGCUAACAUGGAUACAUGUCCAUACAGAGGUUUUAAUUUGGCUCAUUAAAUAACAUGCAGCUUUGAGGAAUCUAAAACGUUAUACUGCAUAUACCAACUCUCAAAAAUAAAACAGACACAUGAUAACAUUUGUCUCUCAGCUGCACGGGGCAGAAUCCAAAGUGAGCGGGUUAUUUUCCUGUUUUCAUUUGCACUUUGUUUUAGCUGCAACUUUUAACAUAGAACAGUGCAGGAGCCACGGCAGUGCAGCUUUUAAACCUUACAGUGCGAGUCCCAAAAUGAACCGUCAGAGUUUAUUCUCCACAAGACAAGACAGGAGCGGAGUCAUCCACAAGGCUCCCAUGCUCUCCAACAUAAACAGGCUGACUAAUUAAUAAGGAAAUCUUUAUAGCAGCAGUUAUAUAGCAGUUUCACACUAAAAAAAUCACAAAUUACACAGAAAAAAGCCACAAUUGAUCACAGGUAGGGUUGCAAAGGGGUGGAAAAUUUCCAGAAAGUUUUCGGUAACUUUCCAUGGGAAGUUAAGCUGGGGAAUUUUGGAAAUAUUCCAAAUUGGAAACUGUCCAUGGCAAUUAUGGGAAUUUAUGGGAAUUGAGGGUACUUUAAUGGAAAGGUAUCAUAUCCAAGCAUAAAUAUUUGUUUUGCUAUAAGCAGACAUCCAUCCAAAAUAAUACAAUUAAAACAGAUUCAUUUGUAAGUAGAACUUUAGCAAGUGUUAAAUAUUUUAUUGAACAAUUCUCUCAUUGAAGAACAAAAACAUUAGUGUUGAGUUAAAUAGUACUCAUCCUCCCGACGCAACCCAUUGAAAAAUUAUCAACAUGCAAAUAAAAAAGCAUCUUCCCUCAAGCUUCUCAAGCCUAGUCUCUGCAUUUUUACUAAACCCUUUCAGGCAAUGGGCUCUUCCUGGGCUCUUCCUUAGUUCCCUAUUAAGAGCCAACAUUCAAUUAAGUAAAUUCCUGGUUUAUUCCCGUUUAUUCCCAUAAAUUCCUUUUAUUUCCCAUGGCAAGUUGCCAACUUUGAAAUUUCCUGGAAUUUUGCAACCCUAAUCACAUAUUAAUCAACACAGCUAAACACAGGAUCUUGGAGUCUGCAGGUUAACAAUCUUAACAUUGACUGUAUAAAUAAUAGUAUCUGCGCCGUCACCCAUCUGUUCCUGGGUGCUGUUUUGAAGCCAAUUGUCAGCGGGAGCCAUAUUGGUAAUGCUGAACUCAACCAAACUUAGUGUGAGGUAAAGAGGCAGGCUUUGAGCCUCCUAGUCAACAGCUACAGUGUUCCCGCCUGUCAAACAAGUCAGUCAUGUCCUUAAAUGGGCAAAACUUGUAAUCUUAAUAUCUUUCACGUUAUAAAAAAAAAAUCACCCCUCGUACAGUGUGUGCCGAUAGAGGAAUUAGCUACGUAGACCCAAGCCGUUUUUUGAACCAGGCUGUAAACAUGUUUAUUAAUGCUGCAAAGAUCGUCUUUUUUUAAUUGGUGUGUAUGUGGUUUCCGGUGUUUCUGCAGCCAGCCUCAAGCAGACGCUCGAUGAACUGCAGUUUAUAACACUUCCGCAUGGGCUUCAUAUUUUGAGACUGGAGGUUGCCGCUUGAAUCUUACAUUCGUUUGCAGAGUGUGGCUAGCACUAGCAGAGUGAGCACCACUAGUCGACAGUCCAUACAUCUUCAUCACCAUUUACUAGAUCAACAUACUGACAAACCACACCGCACUACGAGACAACAUCUGUCCUCUGUGCUUGUUUACAUCCUGGUAGUAGAUCUUUAUAGCAUCAUGGCAGCAGACAUCAACCAGAGCUACAGCACCAACUAGUGGAGGGAGGCUGCCAUACAGUUUAGAUACAACAUAUGACCAACCUUUCAGACCUACAAUAAUUAAAAAAAGUCUAACUAUAUGGUUUUUAACUCUUGUGCCGGUGAGGGUGACAACAUUUAAGGGUUUAAUUGACUAACCUUGCACCUCCGUACACUGGACAGCCUGAUUUAGUUUCAUCAAGCAUUAUCUUUGAUUUGAUUGAGACACAGCCUUUGCUGCCUGAUCAUUGAGGACUUUUAUUAUUUUCUUUUAGUGCCAUUGUUUUAAUUAAAAAGAGAAAUCAGUGAAUCUAAACUGGAGUGAAGCUUGGGAGCAUCUCUAGCUGCAGCUGCUGGGCUCACAGAGGAGCUCCUCACAUACAGUACACUGCGGUUUCAGUGCACAAGUGUUGUAGAUAAAACAUAAUCAUGCCAGUAACCUCCAUGCUAACGGGUGUAACAAUGAGCACUGUUCUGUGACAAAAGCUAAAUGUUGCAGAGUCAGUGUGAACGGGUGAACAUGACUCUGAAGAGAUGUGCAAUGUGCCAGGGAAGGACUGUGCAGAAAAGAAUCAAAGCAUACUGAAUAUAUGUAUAUGAAUCUACCUUAUGUAUAUCUAUAAUAUAUAUUUAAGAUUAUCGAUGUUCUCCAGCAUUCCAGCUUUUGCAGACCUGCGUGGUUAUUUGUUUGGGUAAACGGUAUAUAAAGAUAGAUAUGAUAUUUUAUAUUUGAUUGAUUGACACCAUGUCUUGUAUGUGAUUGUUUGGGAGUCACUGUCUCGUAUGUUUACAUGUUUAAAAACAAUAAAUGGGAGCUCACUGUUGUGUGCUUGUGUGAUAUGUAGAGUUGUUUCAGUAGAGCUGAAGAAAUGCACCAGUCAGUCAAACAACAACAUUUUAAUGGUCCAAUCAUUUUUCAGGCUAUUUUCAAGCAUCAGAAACGUCCUGCUCUGCUCUGUGUG